Molecule: messenger RNA, 985 nt
Organism: Paramormyrops kingsleyae
Lineage: Eukaryota; Metazoa; Chordata; Actinopteri; Osteoglossiformes; Mormyridae
Source: RefSeq, a predicted model, not a curated record
AAACACUUUUAACUCAAUGGAACUAUCCAGAAGAAGAAUGCAGUCGGCGACUAAAAUCAAUGAAUUUGUACCUCUACACUCUUUAUUACAACCAUACGUUUUCCAUAUACUGACAACACACGACUGCUAUGAAGACUGUGUUCGUUACUGUGGGGACGACGAGUUUCGAUGACCUGAUAGCCAGUGUGAUUUCGCAGGACGCUGUUCAGGCUUUAGUAGCCCGCGGUUAUGAGGAGCUGGUGCUGCAGGUGGGGCGCGGUUCCAUUCUGCCCGGUCCAGACAGCUGUCCCGGGCUGACCCUCCAGGCUUUCCGGUUCAAGGACUCCAUUGCAGGCGAUAUUCAGCGGGCCGAUUUGGUUAUCAGCCAUGCAGGAGCAGGAAGCUGUCUGGAGGCCCUGGGAGCUGGACGGCCCCUUCUUGUGGUGGUCAACGACCGGCUGAUGGACAAUCACCAGCUGGAGCUGGCCCGCAAGUUGCAUGCAGACUCUCAUUUGCUGUACUGCACCUGCAGGUCAGUGUCCACUAGGGCGGCGCUCAACACACGAGCCUACUGCAUCUGCACAGACACAGAGAGCUUCCACAUGGGGUUGCAGGGUUAGUAAUUUACUCAAAUGUAUAGCUAGAAAUAUUUUCUGGGGUAGUUAAUAUUGGAAAUUUUAAAAUUAGUUUCAUCCUUGGGGUAGUUAGUGUUCUUUGUUGUACCAGUUAAUGGUGUCUUGAUGGGGUAUUUGCCAAAGUAACAGUUUGCCUAUGAAAGAGCUACUGUUUCCACAGGCUUAUAUUACUAAAAUCCCUGCUGGAUUUCGGUGGCCUCUGUGUUUUUGUCAUAGUUCAGGUAGUUCAGUCUAGGUUCCGCAAGUACUUCACAUGGCCAGCUUGAGAUGUAGAUGUACUUCACAUGGCCAGCUUGAGAUGUAGAUGUACUUCACAUGGCCAGCUUGAGAUGUAGAUGUACUUCACAUGGCCAGCUUGAGAUGUAGAUGUA